AUGGAUGACGAUUUCAAUAUAUUAGCUCUAGCUAUUGAAAGUGUUGAACAGGAAGUAGAACAGAACGUAAUUAAGGGUACAUCUUUGAGUAAAUCUCCCAGGAAUUCAAAUUCUAAAAAUUCUUCUCAUGGAGCAUAUAACUGUAAAUCCCCGGAGGAGAGCUCUAUAUCAACUAAAGGUAGAUGUUUAGUAGGAGUUGAUUUGUGUUUUGAAGAAAGUGUUCAGGCUGAUACUCAAGAAAGUUUACCAGAAAAGCCUAAACAAAAGAAUUUGUUGACUGAGAAAAGUGUUAUUCAUACAGGUGAUACAGAUUCUUCGGAUGAUGAAGGAAAUAAGUAUUUUGAAGACAUAAAAUAUGAUUCUUUUGGUAAGUUUGUAAAAAAUAAAUUAAAAAGCACAGGAAACCAUUCACCCACUUCUUUUAAAAAUUCUUCCUGGAAAAAGAAUAAAACUGAUUCCCUGGCCCCACCAACUUCAGUUGGAUUAGCUGUAAAGGAAACCAAGGAUGUCAGUGCUGAUCCCAUAUUUGGCAUUCGAAUGGUAAAUCCUCUUGUAUCUUCACAAGUGAUUAAAGAAAAAAUGACUGGAAGAACACCUAUUGGCUUUGCAAAAAUUAAGUACCAUGUUUCUUAUGGAGACUUGAAUAAUGACUGGGUUAUUGCUGCAGUAAUUGUUAAAAAACUUCCACCCAGAGUUUCACAAAAUGGGAAUAAUUACAGUUCAUGGAUUAUCAGUGAUUUAAAGAGUGACCUUAAAACAGUUUUCCUUUUCCUUUUUGGUAGAGCACAUCAAGAGCUGUGGAAAACAUCUCCUGGCACUGUCUUGGCUAUCUUAAAUCCUUCAGUGUUAAAAAAUGACAAUGAUAAAAAAUCAGAGUAUGAAGCCAAAUUAUCGAUCAAGUCUCCUGAUCAGGUCAUGAUUUGGGGAAAAUCAAAAGAUCUUGGACAGUGCAAAGUAAUUAAGAAGAAUGGUGAAAUAUGUGGAGCUUUCGUCAAUUCUUACCUAUGUGAAGUGUGUGUUUACCAUGUCAAACAAGAAUAUAAUAAAUGUAACAAAAACGGUCGCCCAGAAUUCAGUUCAUCAGGAAACCUGAAUUUACGAAACAAGGUCCUAGGUAAGAAUGAAGUAUUUUAUGCUGGUAAAAGUUUUACAUCAGUUACUCCCCCUUCUGGAAGAAAUAAAAAAAAUAUUGCUCAAGAUGUUUCAAGGCUUAGUGGACUUGGUAAAACCAUUGCAAAAGCCCCAGAAGUUGUGAGUAUUCCUAAUUUGCAGCGAUCAAAUGAAAUACUGAAAUUAUUACCAUCAGUUAAAAACCCUUUGAACACUACCCGGACAUCUGAUAAAAGCAGGCUCGACCAAUUGAUGGCAAGCCACUCCAAUAAAGGCAGUGAUAAAGAUUCGUUGGUAAAUAGUUCUGGAAAAGUGGACAAGAUUGGGAUGGAAAAUAUCAAUAAAACAUGUUCAGCUGAAAAAGCUCAUUCCAAAUUAUCUUUACCUGUUCUCAAAGUUCCAAGUCUUUCUAAUCCAGAAAAAGAAUUUUCUUUAAGUGAAAAGAGAAAUUCUAGUGAAACUAAAUCGUUAAUUAGUCCAGUAAUUGGAAAAUCAUCUGAAAAAUUAGUCCGAACUGGCAAGAAAAGUAAAGCUAAUUUACAGAAAAGAUUUAAUAGUUUAGUAGGUAUCCAAUCUGAAUUAAAAGGAGAAAACAACCAUAGUUCCAUGAAGUGUAGUAGUACAAAGGGUGAGAGUACUGUAAAAACAGCAGCAGUUCAAUCAAAUAAAAUCAUCUCAUUUGAAAAUCCCCACAUUUUAAAGGAUUCCAGUAAUGCAGAUGUACCAUCCACUCCUAAGAGGAUAACUAACUCAACGAAAAAAUCUUUAACGGUUAAUGAUGAUAUUAACAAAUCUAGUAACCUACAUCCAGAAAGAACAUUAAACCAUGAUAUUUCAACAUCUAAAUUGGAAUCUUCCAAAACUUCACCAAUUGUUAGUUCUAUAAACAGUCCUAGUACAAAUACUCCUAAUUCUAAAAUAUCCAAAGCUAAAAUGAAGGCCUUAAUGUACGUUAAAGCGAAUGGACCAAUAAGUAAAGAAAAUGCAUCAAAGGUCAAAACUGAGGGUAUAACUUCUGGAAUAAAGCGGCCAUAUCCUUCAGAAGAUGAUGAAGAUAAUAAGAAAUCCGUCCUAUCGGAACGUUUUAUUCAACUGAUGACUCAGAAAUCACUUCAUGAAGACUUAAUAGAACUAAGGGAAUAUGAACAAGAAAUGGAAUACUUUGAUAGAAUGGAGAAAAAGGACCGACUGGAAGAAAAAAUGCUAAAUACAUACAAAGUUGAUUGUAAAGCUGUGAAGUGCCUAAAAUGCAAUUACAUCUGGUUUUCUGCUUCCGAAGCUUGCAAAGCAGAAGGACACCCCCUUAAAGUAAUUGAUACUGUAAAAAGAUUCUUCAAGUGUGGUAAUUGCGAAAAUAGAACUGUUAGUUUGACAAUUAUACCUUUACUUCCAUGUAAAAAAUGUUCAGGUUCAAACUGGGUUAGAACUGUUAUGAUGAAAGAGAAGAUAGCUAAAAAUGAUAGUUUAAGUAUUCGAGGAGGGGAACAAAAAUUUGUUAAUUCUGUUAUAACUAAUGCUGGCUUAAAUUUGUUAGUACCUGAUUAAUAUUUAUAGAACAUUAUAUAUUAUGGUAAUGACACCCAUUGUUAUGUAACUUUUUAAAAUGUUAUUUAUUUUAAAUGCUAUGAUAUAAUUUAUUGUUAUUGGAAGUGAUAUAAACCACAGUAUUUUUUAUUUAAUAAAUUUAAAUGUAAUAGUU
Nezara viridula (southern green stink bug) is the source of this 2809-nucleotide messenger RNA. Lineage: Eukaryota; Metazoa; Arthropoda; Insecta; Hemiptera; Pentatomidae. The record is from the annotation of a GenBank genome assembly.